Molecule: messenger RNA, 2595 nt
Organism: Callorhinus ursinus (northern fur seal)
Lineage: Eukaryota; Metazoa; Chordata; Mammalia; Carnivora; Otariidae
Gene: GAREM2
Product: GRB2 associated regulator of MAPK1 subtype 2
Source: RefSeq, a predicted model, not a curated record
AUGGAGAAGCUGGCGGCCGGGCUGGCCGGCCUGCGCUGGAGCAUGGGCGCCUUCCCGCUCGACCUCAUCGUCAGCCGCUGCCGCCUGCCCACGCUCGCCUGCCUCGGGCCAGGGGAGUAUGCUGAGGGUGUCAGUGAGAGAGACAUCCUGCUCAUUCACUCCUGCCGCCAGUGGACAACAGUGACCGCCCAUACCCUGGAGGAGGGCCACUACGUCAUCGGACCCAAGAUUGACAUCCCCCUGCAGUACCCAGGGAAGUUCAAGCUCCUGGAGCAGGCCCGGGAUGUGCAGGAGCCAGUGAGGUACUUCAGCAGCGUGGAGGAGGUGGCCAGCGUCUUCCCUGACCGCAUCUUUGUGAUGGAAGCCAUCACCUUCAGUGUCAAGGUGGUGUCGGGUGAAUUCAGCGAGGACAGCGAGGUGUACAACUUCACGCUGCACGCGGGCGACGAGCUCACUCUCAUGGGCCAGGCGGAGAUCCUGUGCGCUAAGACCACCAAGGAGCGCUCGCGCUUCACCACGCUGCUGCGCAAGCUGGGCCGGGCCGGGGCGCUGGCCGGGGUGGGCGGCGGCGGCCCCGGGGGCGCGGGGGCCGCGAGCGGAGGCGGCGGCAGGCCCAUCAAGGGCAAGAUGCCCUGCCUCAUCUGCAUGAAUCACCGCACCAACGAGAGCCUGAGCCUGCCCUUCCAGUGCCAGGGCCGCUUCAGCACGCGCAGCCCGCUGGAGCUGCAGAUGCAGGAGGGCGAGCACACGGUGCGCGCCAUCAUCGAGCGUGUGCGGCUCCCGGUGAACGUGCUGGUGCCCAGCCGGCCGCCGCGCAACCCCUACGACCUGCACCCGGUGCGGGAGGGCCACUGCUACAAGCUGGUCAGCAUCAUCUCCAAGACCGUGGUGCUGGGGCUGGCGCUGCGCCGCGAGGGCCCGGCGCCACUGCACUUUCUGCUGCUCACCGACACGCCGCGCUUCGCGCUGCCGCAGGGCCUUUUGGCCGGGGACCCGCGCGUGGAGCGCCUGGUGCGCGAUAGCGCCUCCUACUGCCGCGAGCGCUUCGACCCCGACGAGUACUCCACGGCCGUGCGCGAGGCCCCCGCCGAGCUGGCCGACGACUGCGCCAGCCCGCGCCGCGCGCGCCUCUGCCUGCCCGCGCCCCGCGCGCCCCCCCCCCGCGCCCCCGGCCCACCCGGCGACGGCGACCAGGAGUACGUGAGCCCGGACUGGGCCGGCGCCCCCGAGCCCGCCGCGCCGCCCGCCGAGAUCCCCUACGAGGAGCUGUGGACGCACCAGGCGGCCGACGGCCUCGCCGAGGGCCGGGCUCGGCCGCCGCCCGGGCCCGACCUCAUCUCCUUCGGGGCCGCUGGGCCGCCCCGCCUGGAGCCCGAGGCCCCGCCGCCUCCUGUCCCCCCCAAGUCCGAGGCGGUGAAGGAGGAGUGCCGCCUGCUCAAUGCCCCCCCCGUGCCUCCCCGGGGUGCCAAUGGCAGCGGCCGGCUCUCGGGCAGCCCCCCGGUGCCCCCACGCUUCCCCAAGCUGCAGCCCGGCCGCUCACCUAGCUCCAGCCUCCCCUACUACUCGUCUGGCCUUCAGGACGGGACAGGGUCUCGCAGUGGCAGUGGCUCUCCGUCACCGGACGCCUACUCCCUUUAUUGCUACCCAUGCACCUGGGGAGACUGCAAGGCGGGCGAGUCCUCCAGCCGCCCACCCCCGGGACCCCUGCCCUCGACCACGCAGCCCAGCCAGGCCGCCCGGGCCCUUGCAGAGCCCCUGAGCGGUCGGGCCACCUCCCUCUUGGGAGCGGACACCCCCGUCAAGGCCUACCACAGCUGCCCGCCUCUGUUCAAGCCCUCUCACCCCCAGAAACGCUUUGCUCCGUUCGGAGCUCUCAACCCCUUUUCGGGGCCUGCCUACUCCUCCGGCCCUUCAGCGGCCUCCUCUUCUGGGCCCACCACCAGCUCGGGUCCCCUGGCUACCUCCAGCCCUGCUUUUCCUCCAGGCCCGGGCUCAGCAGGCCAGCCCUACUCAGCUGCUCCCACCUCGUGUCCCACCUCCUCCUCCCCCCCCUCUGAGUGGCGGGAACCAGCCCUGGAGCCCUUUGAUCCCUUUGAGCUGGGCCAGGGCAGUUCUCCAGAGCCCGAGCUGCUCCGCUGUCAGGAGCCCAGAGCUGUGGGGGCACCCUGCCUCUCGCCACUUGGACCCAAGGCCUUUGAACCGGAAGGUUUGGUGCUGCGGCAGGUCCCCACCCCUCUGUCACCGGUGGCCCUGCAGGGGCCCGAGGCAGGCGGAGCACGGCUCCUUCUCACCCAAGGGCGCUUGGAAGGGCCUCCUGCCAGUCCCCGGGAGGGGGCGGCAGGCUGGGGAGGCCGGGAUGCCUCCUCCUGGCAGCCCCCUGCUGACCUGUCUGCGCUCUCCCUGGAAGAAGUCUCUCGAAGUCUGCGUUUCAUCGGGCUCUCAGAGGAUGUGGUGAGCUGCUUUGCCCGAGAACGCAUUGAUGGCAGCAUCUUUGUGCAACUCAGUGAGGACAUCCUGGCGGAUGACUUCCACCUCACCAAGCUGCAGGUCAAGAAGAUCAUGCAGUUCAUCAAAGGCUGGCGGCCCAAGAUCUGA